Messenger RNA from Auxenochlorella protothecoides, 1479 nucleotides. RefSeq names its product Putative sodium-coupled neutral amino acid transporter 7. Bases 1 to 1479 code for a protein of 492 amino acids. Gene Ontology annotation, biological process: amino acid transmembrane transport. The transcript is spliced from 4 exons. Gene Ontology annotation, molecular function: amino acid transmembrane transporter activity. NCBI's taxonomy places the organism in Eukaryota, Viridiplantae, Chlorophyta, Trebouxiophyceae, Chlorellales, Chlorellaceae. The record is from RefSeq and is a predicted model, not a curated record.
AUGGCCGGGGGCAUCUCCAGCGGUGCUCCCGGCGAAGCAUCCGCACGGUCCAGCAUCGUGACGCUGAUCAACAGUAGCGUGGGUGUGGGGGUACUGUCCCUGCCGUACGCCUUCCGCGCCGCGGGGUGGGUGGGGGGCCUAGCCCUGCUGGCCUUCGUGGCCACCGUGGAGGCCUUCACCCUGUACGUCCUCUCCCGCUACGCCGAGCACACGGACGCCGUGACCUACGCCAUCGUGGUGCGCCGCAUGCUGGGACCACGUGCCUCCAUGUUCCUGGCAGGCGUGCUCAUGGUCUACCUCUUUGGCUCCUGCGUCGCCUACCUGAUCAUCUUCGGCGACUGCCUGCACCCCCUGGUGCUGGGCGCCCUGGGCGACCACUGGUUCACGCACCGCAACGCCGUGCUCCCCUUCUUCUCCGCCGUCCUUAUGUUCCCGCUCUGCCUUCCUCGCACCUUGGAUGCCAUCGUCGGCGUGAGCGCCGUUGCUCUGUACGGCAUCGUGGCCAUGGUGGGCAUCGUGACCUAUCGCAACGCCGGGAUCAUCGCCGUCGAGCCCAGCCCCUGGGCCGAGGUGCAACCCUUCAACGUGAGCCUGGACGCCCUGGCCGCGGUGCCCAUCAUCAUCUUCGGCAUGCAGUGCCACGCCCAGGUGAUCACCGUCUUCAACGAGCUGGAGGAGCGGCCGCGCCUGGUGAAGAAUCUGUUCCCCUCGGGCCUCUUCCGCCUGCGCGGCAGCGACGAGGAGGAGGAUGGGGCGCAGGACGCGGUGGUGGACGGAGUUGCGGACGGCACAGGGGCCGAGACUGAGAGCGAGGCUGGGCCGCGCCAGAGCAGGAAGAGCCGGAAGCUGCGCGGCAUGCGACGCGUGGUCAUGGCCGCGAUUGGACUGACGGCGGCGGGGUACAGCGCCAUCGGGCUGACCGGCUACCUAGCCUUCCCCCACUCGGCCCAGAGCAAUAUCCUGAACAACUUCUCGCGCCGCGACGGGCUCAUGCAGCUCUGCCGCGCGCUGGUGGGCCUGAUGAAGGUGGUGUCCUACCCCAUCAACCACCACCCGGCGCGCACUUGCACCCAGGACGUGGUGGCCGCGCUGACGGGGCACCGCCCCGACAGCGCCGCCUUCAACUUCGCGCAUGCCGCCGGCUUCUACCUGGCCACCCUGGCCGUGGCCCUGGCCGUCAGCGAUCUGGGCCAGGUGUUCAAGGUGGUGGGCGGGACCAACGGCGCCUUCCUCAUCCUGGGCCUGCCGGGGGCGCUGCUGAUGAAGUACGCCAGCGACAAGGCGCUGGCCUCGCGCAUUCCCCUGGUGGUGGAGCAGCCGCUGCUGGUGGCGCGGGGCGAGGCGCCACCGCCGCGCCCCUACCGCCUCCUCACCUCCAAGCUGUGGUGGGCGGGGCUGGGCCUGGUGGGGCUCUGCGUGGGAGUGCUGGCCCUCACCAUCGUGUCCAUCGUCUACCCCAUGCAGCCAGGGGGCGAGUGA